Molecule: messenger RNA, 567 nt
Organism: Staurois parvus
Lineage: Eukaryota; Metazoa; Chordata; Amphibia; Anura; Ranidae
Source: the annotation of a GenBank genome assembly
AGUCUUGCACAGGUGUCCCGGCUCCUCCCCUCCAGUCCUGCACAGGUGUCCGGGCUCCUCCCCUCCAGUCCUGCACAGGUGUACCGGCUCCUCCCCUUCUAUCUUGCACAGGUGUACCGGCUCCUCCCCUCCAGUCCUGCACAGGUGUAUCGGCUCCUCCCCUCCUGUCCUGCACAGGUGUACCGGCUCCUCCCCUCCUGUCCUGCACAGGGUGUACCGGCUCCUCCCCUCCAGUCCUGCACAGGUGUACCGGCUCCUCCCCUCCAGUCCUGCACAGGUGUACCGGCUCCUCCCCUCCUGUCCUGCACAGGUGUACCGACUCCUCCCCUCCAGUCCUGCAUAGGUGUACCGGCUCCUCCCCUCCUGUCCUGCACAGGUGUACCGGCUCCUCCCCUCCAGUCCUGCACAGGUGUACCGGCUCCUCCCCUCCAGUCCUGCACAGGUGUACCGACUCCUCCCCUCCAGUCCUGCACAGGGUGUACCGACUCCUCCCCUCCAGUCCUGCACAUGUGUACCGGCUCCUCCCCUUCAGUCUUGCACAGGUGUACCGGCUCCUCCCCUUCAGUC